Ornithorhynchus anatinus (platypus) is the source of this 22932-nucleotide messenger RNA. RefSeq names its product spectrin repeat containing nuclear envelope protein 2 (gene SYNE2). The transcript has 115 exons. Gene Ontology annotation, cellular component: membrane. The record is from RefSeq and is a predicted model, not a curated record. Gene Ontology annotation, molecular function: protein binding. NCBI's taxonomy places the organism in Eukaryota, Metazoa, Chordata, Mammalia, Monotremata, Ornithorhynchidae. The coding region runs from base 141 to 20894 and encodes 6917 amino acids.
GCCGCACCGUCGACAGCUUGGGUCCCGGCGUCCGUCCGGAGCGGGGCAGCCCAGCCCGGCCCGGCCCGGCCCGGGAGAAGGAGCCGCAGCCCCCGCCCUUAAAUGAAGUGGUCAUGCUACAGGCUCCUUAGAAUUUGAGCAUGGCUUUGAGUUACACAGCUUCAGCUGAAGAUGAGCAGAUUUCCUCUGGCAUCGAUGACCUCCAUUUUUCACUGCAAGCUGAGCAAGAACACACCCAGAAGAAAACAUUUACUUGUUGGAUAAACUCACAGUUGGCAAAGCAUGUGCCUCCCUCUGCAAUAUCAGACUUGUACACAGACAUCAAGAAAGGACAUGUGCUUCUUGAUCUGUUGGAAGUACUUUCUGGCCAACAAUUGACCCGGGAGAAAGGGACUAAUCCCUUUCAGUGUCGAAGCAACAUAGAGCAGGUCUUGGUGUUUCUGAAGAACAGAUCUAUCAAGCUCAUAAAUAUUCAUGUGACUGACAUUAUAGAAGGGAAUCCAUCCAUUGUGCUGGGCCUGAUUUGGACAAUUAUCUUGCAUUUUCAUAUUGAAGAGCUUGCCUGGACUCUUUCCUGCAGUUACAAUCAGCCUUCCCUUGAUUGUGUCACUGUGGUUGACUUGUCACCAACUUCAAGCCCUCCAGCAAAGAGACGUUCUAAAGCCCAGGCCCGAUGGAAGAUGUCCGCCAAGAAGGCCCUGCUUCUCUGGGCUCGGGAGCAGUGCGCCCCGCACUGUACUGUGAGCAUUACAGACUUCAAAUCGAGCUGGAGGAAUGGGAUGGCCUUUUUAGCUGUCAUUCAUGCCUUGAGACCAGACUUAAUUGAUAUGAACAUUGUAAAGGAUCGAUCCAACAGGGAAAAUCUAAACGAAGCCUUCCGUAUCGCCGAAUGUGAAUUAAGCAUUCCAAGAUUGCUGGAACCUGAAGAUGUUGAUGUUCUCCAUCCUGAUGAAAAAUCAAUCAUGACCUACGUAGCUCAGUUUUUGCAGUAUUCCAAAGAUUUACCUGUGGCUGAAGAUGAGGGAAAGGUAAAAGAUGCCAUAGUUUGGCUAACUUUGCAAGAGGAAAAGCUUAAGAAGCUGUCAGUGGAUUCAGAAAGUGAAACUUACUACAAAAAAUACCAAGAUAUGCAUUCAUUUUUGGAGACCUUUAAUGAAGAGAAGAAAGCCUUUUUGUCAGUGUUGUCAUUGAAAAAGAACAUGGUUGGCAUGACUGAUGAUCAGCUACAUCUGCGAGAAGCAUGGGACAGGCUCACUGACCAGAUCAAUGAAUGGAGAGCAAAGCUGGACCAUAUCUUGCCUUCACCCCUGGACCGUGUGGAAGCUUGGCUCCAGGAGGUGGAGCAUCUAAUGGCGGAAGACUUGCCGGCCUUCCAGGAUUACUCUAAUGCCAUGACCUUCGUGGAGGAAAAACUCCAUUUAUUGAAGGGUCUGAUGGAUAAUUUUGACUGUCACUUGAACACCCUUCUGGCGUUUGAGAAUAAAGAUCAGAAACAUAUGCCAUUGAUACCACCUGACAAACUGGAGGAAAUGAAAAGAAGGUUCAACGACGUUAAGGGUACUGACUUCAUUGCACUGCUAGAAUUCCACUAUUACUUAGGUUCAGUGCAGGGUUUGAUUGAUGAAGUGAAAUCAAAAUUACAUUUUUGGAACAUCAAAUAUGGAACAAAGGAGUCUGUGGAGUUAUUGUUGCAAGAUUGGCAUAAUUUUAUUGAAAAAAGGGAUGUCCCAGCCCAGCUUGAUGCUAGUUUUCAAAAAUGUGAAGAAAUGAACAAGAACCUAGGUGGAGAUCCUCAGAAUAUCAGCAAGCAGUUUAAAAUAGUGGCGUCACAAAUUUCUGCAUGUAGAAAAUACAUUUACAAAGUAAAAUCAACCCUGCAAAAAGUUCUGUCAUCUUGGGAUACUUAUACGAAGAACCUUCACUUCCUGAAGUUUUCAUUGGAGGAAUCAAAAAAAGAACAUCCUAAAGAGAUUUCGUCUGCGAUUCUGGCCAGCUGGAAUUCAGCACAUGGAAACUUAAAUGAGGCUGGAAACUUUUUGAUGGAAGUUAGCAAUGAUCAAGUUGGAUUGAGUAUUGCUAAAGAUUUGAAAAAGCUGAACAGAAGAUGGGCAAAAUUUAUUAAGAAAACACAGUUUGAAUUGAAAUUACAACCUGUGAAUAAAGAGCAGAAGCAACUUCUUGACAAUAACGGAAAUACUGAGUUGUGUAGAGAGGAAAAAUUAAGUAUUCCCAGCGAGUCAAUAGAUCUUUCAACUGAAGUUCUUAAAAGACAUAUUCGAGAUUUAAAGAUUAAGGAAGAAAAUGAAGGCGAAAUUAAGGAGUCCUCCAGCUUGCUCAGAAGAGUUGAAGAGGUUGAGAAGCUCAUUAAUCAAGUGGAAAACUGGGAGGCAGAAACCAGACCCAUUUUGAAUCUUCUCCAGCAUCAGCCAUCUAUGGAAGGGUCAACAGAAGAAUCUUUGCAGCAUCUGAUUGCCAAAGGCUCUGCCUGCCGAGACCACAUAUCCAUGGCGGAAGACAUUUUGCAAACAGUGACACACGGCGUUUCCAGACAAGGAUCUCUGCAGCAUUUUCACACCACCGGGCUGCAGGCCCAAAUCGAAGAAGCAAAAGACAAAAUCCAGACUACCGUGACGGAGCUAGAGGCGGUUGUACGGAAAGCAGAGCCUAGUGCAUCCGAAAAGGAGAUUAGGGUUCGAUUUGAAGAAUCACGGAAGGAACUGGAAUCUUGCAUCACCAAGGCCCUGAAGCUCCUGGGGUCAAAAGCAAGCUGUGAGGAUCCUGCCUCUGAGCAUAAGGAAGCUCUAAGCAUUUUAGACAGUAAAAGUUUUGACAAGUUUUUGGAAGCUGCUGCACAACAGAAGAGUAUUUCACCUGCCCAUGCGAAGCUAGCAGUGGAAGAGCAGAGCCGGGAGCUCUGUGAAAAGUGGAAGGCUGUGAGUCAGGAAAUAGUAUCGUAUAUAUGUAUCUUAAAAGUGGAAAUUGAAAAAGGAAAACUGAAUGAAAUCCUUUCCAAACUCGAAAAGCAAAUCAAUAAAGAGGAGAAGUGCAUCAGCAAAGGAAGAACCAAAGGGCUCGCCAAGCAACACGAGGCGUGUUUUUUGGCCGGAGGACGCUUGGGCCAGCUGGAUCAGCACCUGACCGCACUUCGAUCCCUCUGCCCUGUCCUGCCUUCUGAGAAAAGUCAACAAGAAGCCAGAAAUGUGAUUGCAGAGUUUGAAAAGAGAAAAGCCAAACUCCAGAAAUCUAUUGCUGAGAUUUCUCUGGUCCUCCCGUCCCUUGUUGGAGGUAGUAAGACACCCAAAAGCAGGGAGGUUGUGACCACUGCAGAAAAUGGAGACAAGGAAGCUGGCACUAGUGUACCUUUGGCCAAUCAGAAUGAAUCAAGGUCUACGGAGGAGGCUUCAGAAGCAACUCGGGAUGUGCGCCUGAAAGCCGAACCUAAGCUUCAGUAUGGAGAAAGCUCUACAGCAAAACCCAAGAAGGACAGUGACUUAUCUUUGAGAAAAUUAUUAAAGAGCUACGACACCCAGAGAGAGAGACUGGAGCUUCAUUUUCAGACCGGCAAAACUAGAAUAGUUUCUGCUUUUCCGAGUGACUCUGAAAGGGGAAUUUCUUGUCUUCAGGAUAAAAUGAAAGAUCUUCAGGUUUUAAAGGAUGAAACUGAUUCUUGCUGGAGAGAAUUUGAAAUCGCUUCCUCUAAAGUUGAAAAUCUUCUUGAUGAUGCCGAAAAACUUAUAAUUUCCAGAACAUAUGACAGAUUAAAGAGAGAAGAGAAAGAAUUUCAAAUAACCCUAAGUAUGAGAAUGAAAUCUCUAGAGAUUGCACUGGGCAUUGUUUUGCCAAUAGAAAAGGAAGCUGCACUUCUGUGUGAUUCAGAUCAACUCUCUGGAAAAGAAAUACAGGAAUUUAAUUUGACCAAUAUUGAUGCCAUUUAUCAAAGCCUACAGGAUAUCCAGAGCUCCUUAGCAAAGCAAAUUGAACUAUGUAGCAACUUGGAGCUUCCAGACAGUCAGAGGGCCAAAGAAUUUAACCCCAUAGAUUUGCAUGCAACUCAUAGUAUUAUUUUGAAAUAUAAAAAGCAAUUUGAAGAAAUGACUCAAAAGUUGCAGAGCUGUGGAGACGCCCUCAGAGCUCUUGAAGAUUUCUUGGCCUUGCUAAGAACGACUAAACUUUCUAUUGAGCAUGCUACAGAUGGGUCAGCGUCGAAUGUUACUGCCUUGCAAGAAAACACCUCAGUCAUAGAAGCUGUUUGGAAAGAAAUUCCCCAGAUGGAAGAGGUGGCCAAGGGCUUGGAUGAGCGCUUGAAGACGCUUGGCAUCUGCUUCAAAGACGCUGAUAAUGGUGAAGAUGCUUCCUGCGUGAACUUGGCGGUAGCACUGUCUAAAAUGGCAGCUGAGGCUAAGGAUCCUUCUGAGCUCAUUGAACGUGCUCAUCGUCGUCAACUUCUGGAGGCUUUUUUGGCCAAAAAUAAUGAACUCUUAAAAAAUAUUCAAGAUGUCCAGGACCAGAUUAAUACAAUUGGUCUGAAGGAUUCAACGAUCCCUGCUGUUUCACACAGGAUUAAAUCAUUGACUGAACUGGAGAAGAAACUGAAUGAUUUUGGAAGGGAAAUAGAAUACUUGUGGGAGAUGGCUGAAGCUCUUCCCCAACUCAAAACUGACAAGGGGGAAAUGCCUAAUCAAUUAUGCCGGGCUACGGAGUGUUUCUGGGACAAUGUGAAAUCUUCAGUGGUGGAAUGCCUAGAGCAGUGUGAAAGAAUCAUGGAACUCCUAAAGCAAUAUCAGAGUUGUAAAAGUGUUCUGACAACUUUGAUACAGAAAAAAGAGAGUAUUGUCUCUCAGCAAGCUUCUUAUAUGGGAAAGGAAAACCUGCAGAGAAGAAUAGCAACGAUUGAAAUGGUUAGAGAGGAGUUUAAUGAACAUUCACAAGAUGUGGACCGAAUAAACCAGAUAUGCAAAAAUCUUCAGUAUCAGCUGAAUAAAAUGAAAACCUAUGAGGAGCCUCCCUUUGAGAAGGAGGCUAACAUAAUUGUGGACAGGUGGUUGGAUGUCAAUGAAAAGACUGAAAAUUACUAUGAGAAUCUGGGAAGGGCUCUCGCUUUGUGGGAGAAACUACUCAACUUAUCAAGUGUUAUCGAUGAAUGGACACAAAAGGAGCUUGUGCAUGUGGAAGUUCAUGGUUGCCCUGAAGAGGAAGUAGCAAGGCUGAAGGUGGAGUUAGAAGCUCAAGAGCAAAAUAUUGCAGAAUUUGAUAGUAAGGUAACUGAGAUACAGCAUCUUCUCCAAAGCAGUGAGCCACCACUUGAAUUACAGGUCACAAAGUCAUUUAUUUUGCACAAAAUAGAAGAAAUAAAAGCUUUUUUGGCCAAAAUCAAUACCUGUUCACUCAGCGGCAGCCCAGCUGAGCUCAAAGAGGACCUGGACCAGGCCAAGAAUCAAAUAGGGAUGACCGAAUCCCUCUUAAAAGCCUUGUCUCCUUCUGACAGCUUGGAGAUCUUUACUAAACUAGAGGAGAUACAGCAACAAAUUUUCCAGCAAAAGCAUAGCAUGAUCCUACUUGAGAAUCAAAUUGGCUGUCUGACUCCUGAGCUCGCUGAAUUAAAGAAGCAGUAUGAGAGCGUCAGUGAUUUGUUUAAGACAAAAAAGAGUAUUUUGCAAGAUCAUUUUUCCAAUCUUUUAAACGAUCAGUGCAAGAGCUUCAAUGACUGGCUGAGCAGUACUAAGGUAUCACUCGUGGAGUGUUUUGAACCAUCUGAAACCAAGAAGAGCAUGGAGGACAAACUACAAAAGCUGACCGAUUUCCUGACUUUUGAAGGAAGAGGCAGUACCAUGCAGCAGGUAGAAACUGUGCUAAAUCAGGCGAAGAGACAUCUGCCCAAAGCGAAUGUUAGCCAGCUGAAUGGCUGGAUAGUGAAUCAAGAAACAGAAUUACAGCGAAUGGACUCCUUGUGUCAAGCACGAAUAAAAGAGCUUCAUGAUUACUUACAACAGCUUGUAAGGCUUCAGGAAGACAGCAAAAGCUUGAACAAAUGGCUGACUACUCAAGAGGAAAAGUGGAAGGAAACCAAAGAAUCGAAAAAGCAGCCUGAAAUAUUUUACCGAGCAUUGAAGAGACAGAGGGAUUCAUUUGAUGCUCUGGCUCAGUUGACCAACUCUUUGGAGAAAAGCGGUUUAACUUCAGAAGAAACAGUAACUGAGGGUACUCGUCUGGUUAGUAGAUACCAAGCCCUGCUGAGCCGACUCAGUGACCAGCAAGGAGAAUGUGAAUUGCUCUCUGUCGUUGACCAGAACUUUGAGGACCUUGCCCAGGAGACUUUUUCUUGGAUCACCGAAAUCAAAGAGUCCCUUAUAGCUUUGAAUUCAACAGAAGGCACGAUGCCACUUGAAGAAAGGAUCCAAAAAAUCAAGGAGAUCACGUUACUAAAGCCCGAAGGGGAUGCUAAAAUACAGAACAUCAUCGUACUGAGUGAGAGAAGCAAACUGGCUAUGGUUCAGGAGACGAUUUUGGAUCUCGAGAACCAGUGGGACCGCACCAUUCACUUAGCCAACAAAUAUCUGAGCCAUCAAGAAAAGCUUCGGCUUGAGGGAGAUAAAUAUCUGCAAAGUAAGGAAGACUUGAAACUAAUGCUUACCGAGCUGAAAAAGCAGCAAGAAGCAGGAUUUGCUCUUCAGCAUGGUUUACAGGAGAAGAAAGCUCAGUUGAAAAAGUUCAAGAAAUUCCUGCAGAAAGCAGAAGAUUUGACCUCUUUGUUAAAUGAGUUAAAAGCUCAGGGAAAUUAUCUUCUGGAAUGCACUAAAAACCACAAUUUCAGUGAAGAACCGUGGUUAGAAAUAAAACACCUCCACGAAAGCCUCCUCCUCCAGUUACAGGAGUCCGUGAAGAAGUCAGAAGGUCAUGUUCAAGAGCACCAGCUGUAUCAAGAUUUGAUCACAGACUUAAGGACCACCUUGAAACGUUUCAAUGAGGGCCUUUGCAGAAUUACAGAUGUGCCGAUCGAUAAAAUGGCCGCUGAGAAUACUGUGCUGAAAAUCCAGGAACAAGAAGAGGCUCUUUGUCAAAAGGGUAUCACUUUGGAGAAGAUUUUAUCUUUAGCACAAUCUGUCAAACAAAACACCUCUUCAGUGGGAAAAAAGAUGAUUACAGAUGAGACGGAAUCACUUAAAGUUCGAUACAGAGAAUUGGAAAGCAGACUUCAGUUUGUUAAACAGGAGGCUGCAGACAGACUCAAUGACAUCCUGCAAUCGAAAAGUGAACUCCCAUCCCGAGAUAAAGAAGCGACAGCGCUACAUGAACAGAAGCCUGUUGGUCCUGCUGUGUGCGCUUCUGUUCCGGGGGCUAGUGGAGUCGGAAAGUUGACCCCAGAUUGGGUAGUAAGCAAGGAUUUGGAGGCUGAUAUUUUGACAGAACAACAAAGUCUGGUCCAUAUGGGUAGUAAAUCCAACACUCUUGAAAAAGAUUCCACCGAAAUGUUCAAUAGCGAAGACCUGCUUGAGGUCCAGGAGCAACUGAACAUAUUGCUUGGAGAUUGUGAUUUAUACAAAAGUCAGCUGAAGUUAUCUGCACCUAAUUUGGUUGGUGAUCAAACUGAAAGUGUGUCAAAAGUGGCCCAAGAUCUGCCGAAAAGAGACCAAUUGCCUUGUACAAAUGUGGAGGAAAUAGUCCCGGUUUUAGAUGAAGAGCAAAAUUUGAGUCUGGAAAUGAUUUCCUUAGAACAACUCUUUCCUGAUGCUGAAGCAAGUAUGGAAAGCAUUGAAGAUGAGCAGAAAGUCACUAAGUUGCAAAAUCAGGCAUUUGAAUUAAAUACUUUGUGUGCAAAGGAACAGCUCAAAGAAUUAGAGAAAUUAUACACUAAGUUGAAAGAAAAGAGAGCUGCCAUUUUGCCUUUGGAGCAACAUGUGUCUUCUCAGUAUGCAAGUGCUUCAGAGCCAUCGAAUGCCAAAUAUGCAGCAUCUCAGAUGGACAAGUUGCUUCACACACUCUCUGCUUUGAAAGACGAUAAGCACAGGCAGUAUAUUCUCAUUAAAAACUUCAAGAAGCAUCUGUCUGCUGUUAAGGCAUCAAUUAAAGCAUUAUCAGCAGAAAAGGAAACCUUGAAGACGGGAACUCAGGAUCACAAACUCUAUCAAAAGAAAAUGGAAAGAUGCCUGGAUUCAAUACAGAAAGAGGGAGACUCCUUGUGCAGGUUGAAGAUGGAGCAGGAAAAUGUGUCUGGUUACCUGACUGAAAUGGACAAGAAAUUUUCCGAAAGCCAAGUCAGGCAUCUUGAACAUUGUUGGGAGCAUGUAGAGCAAGUGGUUCAAAAGAAAUACUCUCAACUGGUAGCAGAAGAUGAUGAAUUUAAGUUCCUCAUGAAUAAAGCCCGGGAUAUAGAGCGUUUGCUACAACGGCUUCAAAGAUGUGCAGAAUUGGGUUCAACCUCUCCAGAAGGACAAGAAGAAAAUGAAGGUUUGUUAUCAUUGGCCACGGAGCUUCAAGUCACUAAGCACCGCAUUUCUCUUUUAAAAGGGAGAACGGAGCAUGAGUUGAAGAGGAUUUGGGGAGAAGAGGAAAAGGAAACUCUAGAGAACACAAUAAAUGCUUUGCAGAAGCAGCUGGAGGCAAUGGAAACCCCCAGGCCUGAAGUGGCAGGGCAGACGGAGAAGUGGGAAAUCAUGACAGCAGGAGGAGAAGUGGUUGUCUGGGUCAAGAGCUCAUUGGCCAGCCUUGAUCAGGGGGUCACCCUUCUCCCAGAAGAUGUUCUCUCUCAGGCCAGAAAACAUCAGACAGUGCAUGCAGAGAUUCUAGGUAAAUGGCCGGCAAUAGAGGCCCUGGUGGAAGAGGCCGGUGUCGUUGCUCCUCGCCUGAGUGAGCAAGAAGCUGCUAACAUGAGUUUCUAUUUAAAAGAAUUACAAGAUUUGUAUCAGCUGCUUGUUUUCAAAUCAACUCAGAGGUCACAGCUGUUGGAAUCCAAACUGGAAGAAAGAGAGAGGCUUUUUUCAGAAAUAAAGAGGAUUCAGAGUUUUCUUCAAGAAAAUGAAAUACUGAUCCUUCCAGACAUCAGAACCACCUUCACAAAGGACAAAUUAGAACAUCAAUAUGUCACUUUAAAGUCAUCGCACGAGAAACUGACCAAAAUUAAGGGAGUUAUCCUGACAUAUCUUCAAGAGAAUCCAUUUUCCCAGAAAGAUCAAAAUAUAUUUGAACAAAUAUUCUUAUGUGACCAGUUAAGGAGCCUUAAGAAUAGAGCAGAUAGAACCCAAAGAUUGAUUCAGAAUAAAUAUCAUGAUGUAAGAAAAAUGUUAAAUGUCUAUAAUGAACUUUUGGAACAGGCAACUUUGUUUCAGCAAGAGCUCAUUAAAGUCCACUGUGAUGAGCUAAGGUUAGAUAAAGAAGGCAUUUUAAGAACAAAUCAGGAAGUUAAGGACAUAUUUUCUGUUCUUAAAGAAAGGCUGUUUGUUCUUCAAACACAUGUCUCACAAGUUCUAAAACACAAAGAGUUGUUUGAAUGUGUGGGAUUAAGCUGGGACACUUCACAGCUCAGUGAAUUGCAAACUCAGUUGCUUAAGAUAGAAAGUGAACUUGAGGAGAAUUUUAGAAAGUCAGACAGACUUGCAGCUGAGCAUGACCAAUAUCAAGCAUCACUGAGUGAAAUUCUGGUCCUGACUUCCCAGUUGAAGAGUGAAACUGCUGCUCUAGCCAGUCAACCUGAGUCUCCUCCGAAACAUGGAUUCCAAGCUGCUCAGACUUUGGACAGGAGAGUUGAAAAAACACAAUUCUUAACUCAAGCAGCAGAAAAUCAGUUAAAAACAAGUGAGGUCUUUGAAGAAUCCUUCAAAAGGAAAGAGCUAAAACGAAUCAAAAGCCUUUCAAAAGACCAUAAGUGGAUGCACAGGUUUCUCCAAGAUAUGGCAUUGGGUUUUCAGCCUAAAUAUAUCAAUGAAAAAGACUUUCUGAGCAAACUAGAUGAUAGUUUCCAUGAGCUAAUGCAAAUUAAAUCUCAGGUUCAGCAUCCAUUACUUGUAGACUUGGACUUGAAAUGCAUUCAGGAUGAAAGGAAUUAUUAUGAAACGCUUCAAGAAAAGGUCCAGGUAGAAGUUUGUAUCAUUAAUGCUCUGACUGGUGAAGAGAAGCAAAAACAAGAAGAAAACUCUGGUGAACCUAAUAGUUGGGAAACAAAGUACAAAGAACUGGAAAAUCUUCAAAUACAGCUUAUGAGAGACAUUGCAUCGAGUCUAAACAACUUAAAUGACUCCUAUGACAUCGUGAAGGCUUUUGAAGAAAAUGUGCAAAAGGCAGUUGGGAUAGUAACUGCAUUUGAAGCUAGUGUUCAUUCCCACAAAAUAGAUCUUGAUACGAUAGAAGAAUCCAAAUGGAAACCAGAAGAAUUUGAGUCUGCAGUAGCGGACAUUCAAGAACUUGCCUGCAAACUAGAAAACCGAAUUAAGCCCCGUGCCAAACUACAGCUUCAGUAUACUUUGAGCCAACUUACCUCUAAGAGGGCAGCAGUAAGAGCGGCAGCUGAAGUGCAGAGAGAGCAUGUUGAUAGAUGCUUGGAGAUUUAUGCACACUACAACAAGGAGACGCAGAAGGUUUGCAUUAACUUUAAUGAAGCUGCAAAGUUACUCCACCAGUCCAUGACUCAUGUCCCUUUGUCAUACAAAGAAGCCUUGGAGCACUUGGAACAGACCAAGGGUUUGGUGUUGAAUCUUCUUUCCAUGGAAGAAACGUUGAUGGGAUUGCGUCAGGAUCUGAAGCAUCUCAACCCACUGUGCACAGAAAAGAGCAAUCUGUGCCUGCUCAAAAUGGUGUCAGCUCUUUGGGAGAAAUGGCUGAGUUUUCUGGAAAUUGCUACAGAAUGGGAGAUGAGCUGUGAGGAGUUGAAACAGGAAUGGAAAUUUGUCAGUGAAGAAAUUGAACGGGAAGCCAUAAUUGUAGACAAUCUUCAAGAAGAGCUACCUGAGAGUACCAAAGCCAAAGAGAAAGCCACCAAGGAAGAACUUUCGGAAUCACUAGAGUAUUUGUGGCACUUUGAGGAAAGCCUAGAUAGGCAGCAGCUACUAUUGACUCUGCUUCUUCAACGUCAGAAGAGUGUCCUGAAUGUCCCCGCAGUUUUGGAGUUGAUAGAAACCGUUCCUGCCGUGCAAGAGAUUCGCUCUAUGCAAGAUCGAUGCAAUAAGCUCUACCAAAAAGUUCAAAAAAAUAAAGAACUGGUGCAAACUGAAGUCAGAGAAAGAGACAGUAUAAGUAAAGAAAUAAUAGCUCUGAAGAAUUUGUUUCAAAACACAGUAAAUUCUUUCCAUGAAAUGGAGAUGCAAGACCAAACAGAAGAGGCACAACAAUUUGAGGAGAUCCAGAGAAUAAUUACCAAAGAGAAGUUAACUCUUGAAAAUAUUAUGGAAAAACUCCGUAUCAAGUACUCUGAAAUGUACUGCAUCGUGCCUGCAGAAAUAGAAACACAGGUGGAGGAAUGCAAAAAAGCUUUGGAACGUGUCGAAGAGAAGGUUCGAAACAAAAUCCUGGAAAGUUCACCACCCUUUAUGAUGAAUAGAAAAAUAGAAGACAUUAACAAUGGACUUCGGAAUGCUGAAAAGAUGUUGCAACAGAAAAGUAAGAACAUUGAGGAAGCCCAAGAAGUUCAAAAGAAAAUCUGGGAUGAACUGGACCUCUGGCACUCCAAACUAAAUGAACUGGAUUCAGAAGUUCAGGAUCUAGUUGAACAGGACCCAGGCCAAGCCCAAGAAUGGAUGGAUAACUUAAUGGUUCCACGUCAGCAAUACCAACAAGUGUCACAAAGAGCAGAAUAUAGGACUUCCCAGCUGAAUAAGGCCACUCUUAAAAUGGAGGAAUAUAAUGAACUUUUGAAGGGCACUGAGAUUUGGAUUGAUAAAACCAGUUGUUUGCUGGCAGACCCUGUGGAUUACGAUUCUUCAAAGGCCCUAAGUCAGCAUGCUACUAAACUUCAAAUGGCCUUAGAAGAUUCGGAACAAAAGCAAAAUCUCCUACAUUCCAUUUACUCAGAACUGGAACAGUUGUCAGUCAUCCUGGAAACAAAGGACGUAGCACAACUGCCAAACCAAUUAAGUGAUCAAGUAUCAACUUUACAGCAGGAGAUAAUGGGAAGACUUCCUCAACUCCAAGAUAUGGCAGAUGAGGUCACUGCGAUUGAACUGGAAGUGAAAUCAAUGGAGAAAAAGUUUGCAAAAAUUAAAAGUAUCCUGCUUUCAAAAGAUAUAUUUGAUUUUUCUCCCAAAGAACAUCUCAAACAUGGGGAGGUAAUACUUGACAACAUACACCCCAUGAAGAAGACUAUUGGUGAGAUAAAAUCCUAUGGGACUAUUGUGAAAUUUCCUGGUGCAGGAACAAAACCUCUGCCAGUGUUUGAAAGAACAAACCAGCUUCUGCAAGAUGUAAAGGUAUUGGAAAAAGUGACCCAAGAGCAAAACGAACAGCUGAAGAUGACCAUAAUACAGACUGAUGAAUGUGACCAAGAAAUAGAAAAUUUGAAGCUCCUCUUAAAGAAUUACUCGAGUGAAUCGUUGCCUGAAGAAACCAUCACUUCUCCCCAAGGACAGGGAGGCAUCCAUGAGGUAGAAGAACAGAUCUUGAAAUUAAACCAGAAGAAAGAAGACCUGCUGAUGGGCUUGAAGUCCUCCUUACAAGAACUUCAUCGGCAUUUACACCUGGAACCGGAAGAAGGGGACAGCGAAGUGCCAGCAGCUGUCACGGCAACGGAGGAAAGUGGAGGGGCUGCCAGAGGAGUUUGUGAAUGGAAAGUGAAAAGAAAAGGAUCCAUGUCUCUGUUGCCGUCAGUCGUUGAAGAGGUGGAAGAAAGCUCCCUGAAGAGUGAAAAUGGAGAGAAGAAAGGAGGUCCCGGCCCAGGUUCCCUGUCUUUACGAAGGAUGCGCGAACCAGACCAGGAAGAUGACAGAGCGUCUGCAUCCUCUGAAACCCUUAUCGAGGGUGCCCCACCCACAUCUCUGAAAGCCAGUGUCCAAGACCAGGAGAGCCGGCCAGGGGCUUUGGAGAGCCCCGAGGAGGCUGCUGGGCCAGAGCCCGCAGACCUGCUCCUCCAAGUCUGCAGGCAGCAGGUGGCUGAACUGGAGCUGUGGCUGGAUCGGGCCAAGAGGUCAUUUGCAGCAGAAACCCGAAACCCAGAAAUGCAGCAGUUGGUGGAACAGCAGCUUGCAGGUUGCCAGGCUAUGUUAACGGAGAUUGAACAUAAAGUUACCUCUUUGCUGGAGAACUGUAAAGAUCAGGACCAAGGAGAUGGUAGAGGCCUUCAGCAGGAGGCUGAGGCUCUUUCCCUGAAACUAAAAGCUGUUAAAUGCAAUUUGGAAAAAGUCCAGGUGAUGCUUCAGGACAAAUACAGCAUAAAUCAGAUCCUAGAAUUAAAACCAUCGGAACAGAAAGAUCUUAUUAGAUUCAUAGAAUUUAAUGCUGAGAAACUGUGGCAUCAGCAGAACCAAGAAGAAAAUAAUACAACUCAGAAACCAGCUGAAAGCCUUCAAGUGCCUGAUUCAAGAAAAGAGCCCCGUGAUUUACUUUGGACUCCAGCAGGCCAAAGUGGAGACAAAUGGCAGAAUUUACAGCCUGAGUUAUCUUCUAAAAUGAAACUCCCUUUCCCUCAGCUUGGAGAGCCUCAGGUGCCAUUGAAAAUGAAUAUUCUACCCAGGAUUUCUGUGUAUAAUGUUAGAUCUCCAAUAAUUGAAGAACUGAAAACCUACACUGUUCAGCUUGAGGAUCUAAGCCAAGAAGCAAAUGAUAUUCAGGCACAGGAUACCUUAGUGGGGGAUGGCUCCUUAAACUUGGAGAAAAAGUUGUUUGACCUACUUCUGGCCAUCAUUUGCUGCUUAAGUAACAUGGAGGAGAUGUUGCGGGCCUCUUCGCUGCCCAGUGAGGAUGCAGUUUUGCAGCAGGCCCAUUUUGAGGCUCUGUCCAGUGAGCUAAGAAACCUUCAGGCUGAUGUACGUGACAAGAAGGAUGAGCUUUUGAAGACUGUAACACGUUCUGGCAAGCGCUCUGAUGUUUUCUGUGAAUGCUUUGAUCACCUGCAAACUCAGCUCCAGUUGACACAGGCUGCUGCUACCUCCCAGAGCCAGAUGAUUAAAGCUGGGCUGGAUCAGAACAGUCACUACCAGAAUGAAAUAAGGCUGCUGUGUGAUCAACUUACUGAGAAAAAAUCAACUCUACAACGUUCCUUGAAACAAAUCAGUGGCCAGAGUGUGGGUGAGCAACUUCAGAUAAUGGAUGCAUGUGCCUUAGAGCUGCAAAACUAUGAGAGACAAGUAGCAAAACUGAAAGAUGAAGGUGAAAAACAUUGCCUACCAGAUGUUUUAAUUCAAGAGGUAUACAAAUUAGAGGAUGGCCUGGAUGAUCUGUGGGGGGUCGUCAGAGCUGAGCAUCCAGACCUGAAGAGCCCUUUUAAUUUGGAAAGCCAAGCAGAGGGCUUGUUGCGAGGGUUGGGAGAGUUUAUGGUUAUCGCUCGGGAAAAGCUUGCCCACGACCAAAGACUUCAAACCAGAAGUAAAGUUGCUUUACAGACUCAGCUGCAGAGUCAUAAGAAAUUUUUCCAGAAACUGAUUGCUGAUAUGUUGCUGAUGGAGACCCACUUCAACCGAGCCCCCCAUUUUGUGUUACAAAAGCCAGAAUUGCUUUGGGCAGAACAGGUGAAAGAAGUGACACUUCUGGAGCAACAGGCACAUCAGCGGGGAACACAGUUGGAGAGCCUGCUGCAGGAAUGGGAAGAAUUUGAUGAAAAUAAUGCAUCCCUUGAAAAAGAUUUGGAGGCCCUUGCAUCCUCACUUCCUUCCGUGAGUCUAGUGGAGGAAACGGAGGAAAGGUUGAUGGAGAGGAUUGCUCUUUACCAGCAAAUUAAAAGAAGCAUUGAUGAAAAGCAUGCCCAGCUUUACCAGACCGUGAAUGAAGGAAAGCAGCUGGUGUCCGCUGUGGGUUGUUCGGCGUUGGAGAGCCAGAUUGCGAAGCUGGAAGAGCAGUGGCUAUCUUUGACCCAAAAGGUGGAUCAUGAGCUCCACAGACUUCAAACACUUCUCAAACAUUUGGUCAGUUACAACCAGAACUCCGGUGCGUUAAUCAAGUGGUUGGAAUCUGCUCAGCAAACUCUGAAUUACUGGAAAGAGCAAUCUCUUAAUGUUUCUCAAGACCUGGAAACAAUCAGGGAAAACAUAAACAGGUUUUUUGAUUUCACAAAAGAAGUAGAUGAGAAAUCUUCCUUGAAGACGUCUGUGAUAAGCACGGGAAACCAGCUUCUCCACCUGAAAGAAACUGACACAGCUACACUUCGAGCUUCCUUGGCUCAGUUUGAGCAAAAAUGGGCAAUGCUAAUCACUCAGCUCCCAGACAUACAAGAAAAACUCCACCAACUUCAGAUGGAGAAAUUGCCAUCUCAAAGAGCAAUCACAGAAACUAUGACUUGGAUGAAGAACGUGGAGGGCCAUAUGGAAGAUGAGACUGAUGUGGAUUCACAGAGCACAGUUUCCCAGGUUAAAAACCUUCUGCAGAAGUAUAAGGAGUUCAGGAUGGAAAUGAACUACAAACAGUGGAUCGUUGAUUUUGUCAAUCAGUCCUUGCUCCAGUUAAGCACCUGUGAUGUAGAAAGUAAGCGCUAUGAAAGAACCGAAUUUGCAGAGCAACUUGGUGAGAUGAACCGUCAGUGGCACAGAUUACACGGGACAUUAAACAAAAAGAUACAAUACCUGGAACAGUUUUUGGAGAACAUCACUGAGAACGAAAACAAAAUGCAAACCUUGAGCAGCUGGAUGGAAGCCCAGGGAGAGAGGUUGAAAACGUUACAGAAGCCUGCAAGUAUCAUCUCAGUCCAGAAGACUUUACUGGAUUGUCAGGAACUUGAAAAUCAGCUUGCAGCUAAAGCCAAAUCCCUGAAUGAGCUGAGAGAGAGUUACGAGGUUCUGGACCGUGGCCGGGGUGCGGUGUUACGAGACUCGGUUUCUCAAGUUGCCGGGCUAUACCAGAUGCGAAGCGAGCUGCUCAGUCAGGUCACCGCUCUCAAGGCCUACAUGCAGUCAGUGUUACAGCACUGGAGGGUGUAUGAUAAGCUCUAUAAAGAAGUGAAUGUGGUGACAAUACAAUUCUGGUACUGUGUCGAGCACAGUAAGUCUGAUGUAAUAUCAUUGGAAGCUCUGAGGAGGCAGGUGAAGAAUCUUCAGGUUCUUCAGGAGGAAGCAGAGAGAAGUGAAGGAAGUUGGGAUAGACUCCAGGAGGCUGUUGUCCAACUCAAAGACUGCUGCCCUUCAUUUUCGAAGAUCGUGGAGCAGAAAUUCCAGGGUGCCCGUUCCAGGUGGACUCUGGUGAAUCAUGAGGUUGCAGAGCAGUUGCAGUGGGCCCAGGCUCUGUCACAACUUUGGGAAUCCUACGUCACUUCCCUCACUGAGGCCAUGGCAAAGCUGCAGCUGCAAGAGGAAAAGUAUAAUCAGCUGUUGGCGGUUAAGACGUCCGAAAGCAACACUGCCGAAAUCCUGACUCAGAAGUUGCAGGAUGUGAAGGAACUGCAGCAAGACCUACAGAGCACACGUGAAGCUUUUCUCCAGAAUUCAACAUUAGUGGACCAGCUACUUCAGCGGGCAGGUCCAACUGCACAAGGCGUCCUCUCCCAUCAUUCAUAUUCACUCCAAAGGAUUUCCUAUUUGGAGAAGAUGCUCCUUAUAAAAUCAAAUGAAUUUGAGUUUGUCCUUUCCCAACUCAGGGACUUCAAGGAUCGCUUGGAAUCUCUGGAAGGCCAUAUCAAGGAUCCAGUCAAGAGUCUGGACCAACUGAGCCUUCAGGGAGAAGGGGAGAAUCCCGAACCAACUUUGAACCACAUGUUGGCACUAACAGCAUUAUCUCCUGACAUCGAAUAUUUGAAUAGAGAAAGCUUCAAGCUGCCCCUGAGCGACGUCACUGUAAAGACACUGCACAAUCUGAACCGGCAGUGGGCUCAGGCAACAGCAGCAGCAGUGGAACAAUGCAGUGAGGUUCAGGGAAUUCAGUCCAAAGAAAAGAAGUUUCUUCAGAAAUAUGAGAAGUGGGUAGAAUUUGUGGAGAAGAUGGAAGAGACACUGAAAAUGAAUAUUGCUGGCAGACCUGAAGAUCUUUUGGAACAGCAGAAAAUAUUUGAGAUGUUGCAGGGGGAGAUUUCUGUGAACCAACAUAUUGCCAGUUCUGUCACCAUCCAGUCCCUUCACCUGCUAGAAGCAGCACAAAUAGAGAACAGAACGGAGUUCAUUUCCAAACUCACAAUGUUGAAGGAGAUGUGGCAAAGUGUUACCCUAAGGGCUCAGCAAAGGAAGAAUGACAUUGACGGACUCGUGAAGCAAUGGCAAGGCUUUAACACUUUGCUGAAGAAUCUGAUGAGAUUCCUUAAUGGCACCAUCCACUUCCUGACAGCCAUUAAGAGUCAGGAUUGCUACCGACUUUGCGAAAUUAUAAGUCUGAUUCACGACCUCAAGAAUAAAGAAAUCAUUUUUCAGAGGAUGCAGAUUCCCUACUCACUGACCUUAACAGCUGGAGAACAGUUACUAAACACAUCCGAUCCAGAGACCAAGAACUCCCUCAAAAUGAAAAUCAAGCUCCUGCAGGAUGAAUGGAAAACCACACGGCUUCAGUUGGAGGAGGAGCUGAAGCGCUUGAGAAAUAUUGUAGAGACCUGGGACAGGUGCGAAAAACAAAUCAAGGAACUGGGAAGUCGACUGCAAAUUUUGAAGGAAAAAAUUAAAGCACCUCUCCCAGAACAGCAUGACGAGCUCUAUAAAGACAAGGAACUGAUUAAGGAGCUGGAGACCUCCUUGUCCACCUGGGCCCCAAACCUCCAAGAAGUCCGGACCCCCAAGGCCGCCUUAGCCCGGCUCCUCCUGGAGGAAGACGUCCUGGCUUGCGAGGAGCAGAUCGAGCGGCUGCACGGACAAUGGGAAGAACUGUGCAACAGGGUAUCUCUGCGGAAACAGGAGGUUGAGGACAGACUCAACACCUGGGCACUGUUCAGUGAGAAGAACACAGAGCUAUGUGCCUGGCUGGUGCAGAUGGAAAACAAAGUUUUACAGACGGCAGAUAUUAGCAUUGAAGAGAUGAUUGAAAAAUUACAAAAGGACUGCGUGGAGGAAAUCAACCUGUUUAGUGAGAACAAGCUUCAUUUAAAGCAAAUGGGAGAGCAGCUCCUGAAGGCCAGCAGCGCCGCUAGAGUCACGGAGAUCGACGACAAACUGAAUAAGAUGAAUGACCGCUGGCAGCAUCUUUUCGAUGUCAUUGGAUCAAGGGUGAAGAAGUUGAAGGAGACCUUUGCCUUCAUUCAGCAGUUGGACAGGAACAUGAGCAGCUUGCGCACCUGGCUGGCUCGGGUGGAGUCGGAGUUAUCUAAGCCUGUGGUUUACGACAUCUGCGACGAUCAGGAGAUCCAGAGGAGGCUCGCCGAGCAGCAGGACCUGCAGCGAGACAUUGAGCAGCACAGUGCAGGGGUGGAGUCCGUGUUUAGUCUCUGUGACAUCCUGCUGCACGACCCGGACGCAUGUGCUAACGAGACAGAGUGCGACUCUAUUCAGCAGACGACGAGAAGUCUAGACCGACGCUGGAGAAACAUCUGCGCCAUGUCAAUGGAGCGGCGCUUGAAAAUUGAGGAAACAUGGCGACUGUGGCAGAAAUUUUUGGACGACUGUUCUCGCUUUGAAGACUGGCUGCAAUCAGCAGAAAGGACAUCAGCCUUGCCGAACUCUUCAGAAGUGUUGUACACCAAUGCUAAGGAGGAGCUGAAGAAAUUUGAGGCUUUUCAGCGUCAAAUUCAUGAACGGCUCACCCAGCUGGAGCUCAUCAACAAGCAGUAUCGGCGCCUGGCCCGUGAGAACCGCACCGACUCCGCCAGCAAACUCAAACAGAGGGUCCACGAGGGCAACCGACGCUGGGAUGGCCUCCAGAAGCGGGUCGCUGCCAUUCUGCGCAGGCUCAGGCACUUCACCAAUCAAAGAGAGGAGUUUGAAGGGACCAGGGAGAGCAUUUUGGUGUGGCUCACCGAAAUGGACCUUCAGCUAACAAACGUGGAGCAUUUCUCUGCAAGUGACGCGGUGGAAAAAAUGCGCCAACUCAAUGGUUUCCAGCAGGAAAUAACAUUAAACACCAACAAAAUCGAUCAGUUAAUAGUGUUUGGCGAACAGCUGAUUCAGAAGAGUGAACCGAUGGAUGCUGUUGUGAUUGAAGACGAACUGGAAGAGCUACACCGAUACUGCCAGGAGGUCUUUGGACGGGUGUCCCGAUUCUACCGGAGGCUGACCUUUAGGCAUCCAGGUCUGCUAGGUGAAAAGGAGACAUCUGAGAAUGAGACCGAGGUGGAAGACUCGAGGGAAAUGCAGAGUGGCCCUUGGCACAAAAAGGCAGCCGGUGAGGGUCCUUCUUCACAGCAAUCCCUCUGCCACCUGGUGCCUCCUCCCCCAGGACCCGAGAGGUCAGGCUGCGAGACCCCCGUGAGCGUGGACUCCAUCCCCCUCGAGUGGGACCACACGGGUGAUGUGGGAGGGUCAUCUUCACACGAAGAUGAUGAGGAAGGCCAGUACUUCAGUGCCUUGUCUGAUGUAGGAAUCACUGAAAACCCUGAAGCGUAUCUUAAAAUGGCCACAAAAAUACUGCAAGCAUCUUCUGGUAAAUCCAUUUCUGAAGGCCCCACGUGGCAUUCUCCCGAAAGUCCUCCCUGUCGGAAGCAUCGCUGCAAACAAACGGAAGGUGAUAGAAGCGUACGGUUGGACACCCCAGACACAAGCACUCCGUUCAAACCGGGAUAUGUUCAGCAGUUGGUUCCAACGAGUGUCGACAGUGGAGCCGGCGGAAAGGAAGGGCCUGGACAGAUGAACAGCCCAGAGCAACAGGAUGACGAAACUGGGCUUGGGCAGCUUGUGGACGCAGACCAACAAACGGGUACUUUUGAUCAAUGGGAGCUCAUUCAAGCCCAAGACCUGCAAAAUAAGCUUCGCUUGAAGCGCAACUUGAAGCAAUGGAAUCGGCUGAAUUCCGAGCUCCAGGUUGUCACUGCUUGGCUGAAAAAAGCUGAAGGAGAACUGGAGGAGUUCCAGAAAUCAGAACCUGCAACUAGUCUCCAGGAAAUUGAACGCCAAGUAAAGAAGCUUAAGGACAUAUUAAAAGCCUUCGCUGGCUAUAAGGCAUCGCUGAUCUCCGUGAACCUGAGCAGCGAGGAAUUCCAGCAGGGAGAGAGCUCUGAAUCCAAAGAGCUUCACAACCGACUUCGGCAGCUGAAUUUGCACUGGGAGAAAACGAGCCGUGCUGCGGACAGCUGGAGGGAAGGCCUGCGACGGUCCCUGAUGGAGUGCCAGGAUUUCCACAGAUCCAGUCAAAACCUGCUGUUGUGGCUGGCGGAAGCAGAGAAGCGGCACUGUUUGGCCCAGAUUUCCGACCCCCACGCUGAUCCCCACGCUCUCCUAGAGAGCCAGAAGGAGUUCAUGGAACUAGAAAAGGAGCUAUCGGAACGCCAGCUUCAAGUAAACGCCCUUCAGGAGAUCUCGGCUUUCCUGCUCGUUAAGGGAGAUGGAGAAGAAUAUAUUGAAGCAGAUGAGAAAAUACAUGUCAUUCAGCAGAAGCUCAAACGACUCCUUGAGAAAGUGUCCCAGGAUUUAAAAUCUACACAAGGACUUCUGGGAGGAGCCGAAGGAACUCUCGAAGGCAAAGUCAAGAAAGACAGCAGAGUGGAGCGUUCUUGUGAACCCGGCCCAGGCUCCGCUCAGCGUCGCUCCUUCCUCUGUCGGGUGAUCCGCGCCGCCUUACCUGUGCAGGUGCUUUUCCUUCUGCUCUUGCUGCUGGCCUGCAUGGUUCCCUCCUCGGAGGAAGACUACAGCUGCACGCAAGCCAACAAUUUCGCCAGGUCGUUCUACCCCAUGCUGAGGUACACCAAUGGCCCCCCGCCCACAUAGAAGGGGUCUGAUCACCCCCUCCCGGGACCCAGGCUAUGGGUGCUGGCCUCCUGAGCCUCCCAGUCCAUGAUUCCAGAACGAAGCCAUUUCAGAUGCUGAAUGGAUGGCGAGAGCUGUGUGCUCCUCUGUAUCCCUCCCCUCCGCACCCUGCUCCUUCCCCCAUCGCCCCACUCCCUCCCGGCACCUUUGCGCCCCACCUGAGGUGUCGAGGGGCUGCAAGGUCAGGUAAGGUAGGGUUCAGGUGAAAGAGGUGCCGCACUGAUCAUUGGUGUUUUUAGGCGACUGUCCACUGCGGGCAGGGCAGGCCUGGGCCCAUCAGGACUCCCAGCUUUAAAAUGCUGGUAGUUCUGUGGAAGAGCUCAAAAUGUUCUCUAGAAACACAGUAGCCAAAUGUACCGCAAGGUGUGAACGCCGACAGGUUCACAGAAAAUGCACUCAUUUCUUCCCAUCUCACUAAUGCGCAGUCUAAUUGUGAUCGGGACCAGCAGCCAUUUAACAAGUAAUCGGAAAUGGUUAGAUGCAGAGACAUAAAUUUUCGUGAUCCACUGAUAGAAACAAUCACAGUUAGAAUUUUUAGCAUUUUCAUUUUCCUCGUUAUUUUGAGUAAGGUGACAGACGUUUCUGUUUAAUGUUUUUGGUGUUGCUGUUUGCCCUUUUAUAUUUUGGAAAAUCUCAAAGACUAUAGUUAUUAUAUUGCAUGGAUGUGAUUUAUAUUGUGCCUAUUUUUCAAGCGAGAUGCUGAAGAUGUUUGCUAUUACUAUAAUUGCACUGUAAGAGUACAAAAUGCAUAAUGUAAACUUUGAUUUCUUUAAUGUACAGUAAAAUACCAAAAGUAGGCUAUGAUUUUUAUAGAUUGAUUCGAUCUAUCACACUUAAACUGAAGGUGCAGCUAUUGUCCAUCAUUCGACUCUGUACAAGGUGCGUUGGUCAAAAGUAAUGAAGCUGGUUGUGGCUUCUCCAAGUCAAGUCUAGUUUUACACUUAUAAGUGUGCCCCCGUAGGCUGCAAAUUGUCACAUCUCGGAUUAAAAGCAACUAUGUCCUGCUGUUGCAUUAUGUCGUCUCACAAGCUGAAAAGAUUCUGCACUGUAAUGUUCCUUUCCCCUUGGCUUUUGUUUUCGGAAAAACUUCCCUUGGUGACGUUGCCAUCAUUUUAGGUCAUUAAUGAUGAGCUCACGAGAAGAGGGAGGAAUGAAUGGUUAGGUAAGAAUGAAGGCAUCGUGACUCUCUCAAAGGUGCAGACUUCUUUUCUCUGUUCAAAAAAAAUGCUCCCAACCAUAGCGCAACUCUUUAGUUCCUGCCCAUUGAGAAUGCAGUCAGCCCUUCCACAGUGUAUGUCUCCACCACGCUGUGUUCGGGAUAGAGGAUUGGGAGGAAUUAGGGCACGUCCUUCCCCGAUAUGUGUCUGUGUAGUCAGAACGUGACCGGGAUGGCGGUGGAAACGGGUGUGCUCAUAAUCGUGUGGUGUCAGUCAGGGCAUACGAAUUUUCCUCAGUGGGUUUUCGUCAGGAUCGUAACCUCCGCGUUAUUAGGUAACUGAAUGUAGCUACAUCCAUCUUUAUCUCAGAAAAAUGCUGAAGCAACUGCACCCCCCUCCCUGAAUCAGCUUACGCAGAACCCAAAAUCCAUCUCAGGGGGCUGGCACCAGAAAGCUCAAAACUAGUAAUCUGCAGUUGUCCCAACCACCGAUCAGAUUUGGCUGAAAGGCAGCCCGUGACGCAGGGACCUAUCGCCCGACCCUCCUUCCCCCAGCCAGGGUUAGGUGGGGGACUUGAAACCAUUUCACCUGUGGAAUGUUAUUGGUCCCGUCGUAUUUGCUCCCUCUUGAGUUCCAUUCUCUUGACAACUCUCCAUCUGACUUUUUGUUCGGUUAACCAGCUGACCCGAAAUGCGCCUUAUACCAUUAAGCAGCUUAUGUAAGAAGACUAUCCGAAGAGUUGAAAGGUCUACAGAAAAUUUCAGUCUGCAAUUUACCUUCAUUAUGUACAGUUUUAUGGAAUUGCUGAGUUGAUAAUAAAAAAAGUGCUUUUACCAAAUAGU